AUGAUGCAUCAUCCGAAUAUGCACCAUCAACCGAUGUCGGGACAUCCGCCCCAACAUCUUCCGACCCACCAAGGCAUGCCUGCACAUCAUCAGAUGCCGCCGCAUCAAAUACAUAGAGAGAACAGGCACGUAACAUUAACUAGAGUGACACUGGGUCCGUCAGCGGCGGGCGGCAGCAUGGGUGGGCAUGGUCAGAUGAGCGGCAUGGGAACCAUGACCGUGGCACCGCACCAUGCUGCCGGUCAAAGACCGCCUCACGCCAUUCGCGCCAUGCAUCAUCCGCAAGCACAACAUCAUAAUAUGCCACCGCCCCAAAGUCGCACGCUCCGUCGGCCCUACAUGAGCAGCGGAUACGGCGGCGUGCCCGGAUACGUGCCGCCGCCGCACGCGCACGCAGAACACAGCGCUCACACCACACAUCAGGCUCCUGGUCUGUGCAGGCCACCUUCUCCUAUUCGGCCGAUGCAGCCAAAGCUAAGUUCAGAUUUUGUAACAACAAUGACUGCGACGGCAAGCGUGUCAGUGACCACCGAUCAGUCGCAAGAAGAGAUCGUGAGCGUGAGCGUAAGCGCGAGCGGAGCGGAUGCGGAGAGCGACAAGGAGCAGGCGGCGGGCGAGAGCGAGGCGCCCCGCCCGUCGCCUGCACAGGCCAACAGUAAAGAGAAGACGCCCAUGUGCCUGGUCAACGAAUUGGCCAGGUACAAUAAGAUUAAGCAUCAAUAUCGCCUCACAUCAGAGACAGGACCCGCUCACAAAAAAAUAUUCACUGUAACACUUCGCUUGGGUGAUACUGAGGAAUACACCGCUGAGGGGUCCUCUAUAAAGCGAGCGCAGCACGCGGCAGCAAGCGCGGCCUUAAGCGGCACUCGCUUUCCGCCGCCACCGCCAAGGGCCGCUCCCACUCACGCUUCACAUUCGCAUCAUCACAGGCAUGCUGGCGCAGUAAUGCCAACGGUGGAACUAAACGCGCUGGCCAUGAAGCUGUGCAAGCCCGCCGUGUACACAUCGGUUCCACCAGUACCCGCCCCUCGGCCAAGAGCUCGCCUGCCUCCACCCUACCGCCUGCCCUUCUUGCCGCCUUACCCGCACCCGCCUAGGCUUAUGGAGCCCGGACCGCAGCUGCUCUAUAGAUUCCGUGUAUGCGUGGGCGAUCGUGCGUGGUUGGGUGAGGGCAGUACGCCUCAAGCAGCCAGACACGAUGCCGCCGCUCGGGCCUUGGUCGACCUUAGGCCUCAACAUCACGAAACACCGCCACAGCAUCCGGAUACACCUGGAGAAAGCGAAGCAGAUCUCCUCAACUCGGAUGUGAAGUCCCCAGUCUCUUUGGUCCACGAGUUGGCUCUCAAGAGGAAUCUCAACGUCACAUUUUCCGUAAAAUCGGAACGCGGACCGCCGCAUAUGAGGGUUUUCAUAACGAUUUGCAAAGUGGGCGAAAUGGAGACUGAGGGUGAGGGAAAUGGUAAGAAAGUGUCGAAGCGUCGCGCAGCUGAGCGGAUGCUGGAGGAGAUGCGCCGGCGCUGGCCCGCGGCUGCCUUGCGCACGAGGCCCGCUGUGGACAAGCGACGACAUCCCCCUGCUAAGAAGAAGCCACGGAAUUUGAUUAAGGAAGGGGCUACGGGCGAUACAUCAGAGACGGGCGGUGGUGGUGGGGCCCCAGACAAUCCGAUAUCUAGAUUAGCGGUCGCAAGGCAUGCUGUUAGGGCCCGAUCGCCCCAAUACCGCGUCUUGGAGGAACGUGGGGCCGCCAGACGACGCGAGUUCCUGGUACAGUGUGAUGCUCCACCGCAUAGUGCCACGGGUUUGGGGCCCAAUAAGAAGACUGCGAAGCGACGGGCUGCGCAUAAUGUACUUUUGGCAAUGGAAAUGGCGAAUGGCGGUGAACCGGGUUCAUUGACCUCUACAACUGAGCCUACAACCAACGGGGAUGUGAAACCUGCUACUGAUGGAAAACGGAAGGAUGAAACUAGUGGUGACAUGCGACAACCAGUACCAGGAGUUUUGAUGGUGGAUUACCACGCUAGAUCUGGUCAACCAGUGCAGACCAAUGGAGUAAAGGCGAGCGAGAACAGCGCUUUAGGUGGAAGUGGGGGAAACACGCCAGGCGCUAAAGAUCAGCUGAUGUACCUGGCACAGCUCUUGGGCUUCACUGUACAAUUCUCCGACUUCCCGAAGCGCAACCACGGCGAGUUCCUGUCUCUGGUGUCUCUGUCAACGGAGCCACCCGUGAUGUGCCACGGGGGAGGGGCGUCCACGGCGCAUUCGCAUGAGCAGUGCGCUCUGGCGGCCUUGCGCGCCCUCGCCGGCAUGGGGUUGGAUGCGCCUGCGCAGGCUCCCACUGCACAAUUGCAGAAUAGCGGUAUAUCGAACGCCAAAAGCAACGCGAUCAACGGCAUGGCCGAGUGA
Pieris macdunnoughi is the source of this 2403-nucleotide messenger RNA. The record is from the annotation of a GenBank genome assembly. NCBI's taxonomy places the organism in Eukaryota, Metazoa, Arthropoda, Insecta, Lepidoptera, Pieridae.